UCGAAAUUGGCCCUCCAAGAUUUUUUUCGGAUGAGCUGAGCUGAGAGACGGACGCGAGGCCGAGGAGAGAGGGAGAAGGGGCGUGGGGCGCGAAGAUGUAGAAAGGCUGGAGACGGCGUCAUCGAACACAAAGCUAUUCGGACGUUUCUUUCUCCUUCUGUUCUCCUCCCUUUCCAUCUCAGAAUCCACGGAAGAAGAAGAAGAAGAAGAAAAAGAAAAAGAAAAAGAAGAUUUUGCUUCCAUGUGGGAAGGCGUGCUGCAAUGGCGGCAAAUUCCUGCAUUUCAGCCGCUAGGAUGUGGUAACUCGGGGAGCACUGCUCAACCGUCCUCGAGGAAUGUGGGACUUGGGAGUUUCGCAUCUCUUCUCCUGGACAAAGAGGAGGUGGACAAGAAGAAGGGAAAGCAGAGCGCAAUGUUUAGUCCACCUUGUUUCCCCAGCGCAGAGCAGCUCCGGAAGCACCCGUUGGCGCUUCUGUCCUUCGUGCCCAAGGACGUUGUCCUCUUCUGUGCUGGCGCCCUUGCUGGUGCCGCUGCCAAGACCGUUACCGCUCCACUUGAUAGAAUCAAACUGCUCAUGCAGACUCAUGGUUUGCGGGCUGCCGAAGUAACUACGACGAAGGGCAUCGGAUUCCUUGAGGCCUUAACAAUGAUAGGGAAGGAGGACGGUGUUAAAGGGUACUGGAAAGGGAAUCUUCCUCAGGUCAUAAGAAUUAUACCAUAUAGUGCCGUUCAGCUGUUUUCAUAUGAAGUGUACAAGAAACUUCUCAAAGGGAAAGAUGAGCAGCUUUCUGUUGCUGGUAGAUUGAUUGCUGGAGCUUGUGCUGGCAUGACGUCUACUCUUGUAACAUAUCCUUUAGAUGUUCUAAGAUUAAGGCUGGCUGUUGAUGCAAGCCAUAAAACAAUGGCUCAGGCUGUUCUAAACAUGUUAGAAAGUGAGGGAAUAGCUUCUUUUUAUUGUGGUCUUGGACCUUCUCUUCUUAGCGUAGCUCCCUACAUCGCCAUCAACUUUUGCAUUUUUGACUUGGUUAAGAAAUCUCUUCCUGCAAAAUACCAAAAUCAACCCGAAUCAUCACUUGCCACUGCGCUGGCAUCAGCAGCUCUUGCUACUCUCAUGUGUUAUCCUUUGGAUACUGUGAGAAGGCAGAUGCAAAUGAAGGAUUCACCGUACAAAUCUGUACUGGAAGCUUUUCCAGGAAUUUGUUCGCAUAAGCAGGUAUUAUGGCACGUGAUGGGACUGUUGGGUUGUAUAGAGGUUUUCUUCCAAAUGCUCUAAAGAACCUACCAAACAGCAGCAUUCGCUUGACUACAUUUGAUUGGGUUAAAGGCCUUGUUGCAACAAGCCAAAAGGAGAUGCAGAGAUUGAUGGAUGAAAAUUGAGAAAGGGUGGCUUCCUUCCAUGAAUAACUCUUGUUCCGGUUGAUUUCUGCUGUCUUAAGAUGGCUGCUGUUGUUGUCAAUCUGAUUUUUUGAUCGUCAAGUUCGUCUAAUAAGGUUUUGAAUGGGGGGCAUGAUUAUCAUUGUUUGGCUUAUCUGGAAAGCCAGGACGACCAGUGAUUGUUUCCUUUUCUCUUUUAGCUAGGUGUGAAGUUCUUUCUGUUGCGACUCUCUCUUCAGCUGGUUGAGACCGGCGUGUGCAAUAUUGCUGAACAGUAGUACGUCCAGAGAAAUUAAACAUCAAAUGACCAUUAUGUUUGA
Molecule: messenger RNA, 1694 nt
Organism: Nymphaea colorata (pocket water lily)
Lineage: Eukaryota; Viridiplantae; Streptophyta; Magnoliopsida; Nymphaeales; Nymphaeaceae
Product: thylakoid ADP,ATP carrier protein, chloroplastic-like
Exons: 10
Coding region: 242-1273 (343 amino acids)
Biological process (GO): transmembrane transport
Cellular component (GO): thylakoid membrane
Molecular function (GO): ATP transmembrane transporter activity
Source: RefSeq, a predicted model, not a curated record